This is a messenger RNA of Miniopterus natalensis, 921 nucleotides long. RefSeq names its product nuclear receptor subfamily 1 group I member 3 (gene NR1I3). The record is from RefSeq and is a predicted model, not a curated record. Lineage: Eukaryota; Metazoa; Chordata; Mammalia; Chiroptera; Miniopteridae. Gene Ontology annotation, molecular function: RNA polymerase II cis-regulatory region sequence-specific DNA binding; nuclear receptor activity; zinc ion binding. Gene Ontology annotation, biological process: negative regulation of transcription by RNA polymerase II; positive regulation of transcription by RNA polymerase II; cell differentiation.
AUGGCCAGUGGGGAUGCUGAGCCGAGGAACUGUGUGGUCUGUGGGGACCGGGCCAUGGGCUAUCACUUCCAUGCCCUGACUUAUGAGGGCUGCAAGGGUUUCUUCAGACGGACAGUUGGCAAAAGCACAGUCUCACCUACCUUUCCUGGGAGCUGUAAGGUCAACAAGGCCCAGAGGCACCACUGCCUGGCCUGCAGGCUGCAGAAGUGCCUGGGUGCUGGCAUGAGGAAGGACGGAGUCAUGGUCAUGUCUGCAGAAGCCCUGGCGUCAUGGUGAGCAAAGCAGGCCCAGCACCAAGCACAGCAAGCACCUGAGCAGCUGAGCAAGAAACAGAGCUAGCCCAGCCAGGCGCUGCUCAGCGACCAUCCUGGGGCCCACGCCCGCCACGUGGGUACCAUGUUCGACCAGUUUGUGCAGUUCAGGCCUCCAGCCCAGCUGUUCACCCACCACUGGUGCUUGCCCACCCUGCCCGUGCUGCCUCUGCUCACACACUUCGCAGACAUCAACACAUUCAUGGCACAGCAAAUCAUCAAGUUCACCAAGGACCUGCCCCUCUUCUGGGCCCUAACCAUGGAGGACCAGAUCUCCCUUCUCAAGGGAGCAGCUAUCAAAAUCUGUCACAUCACACUCAGCACCACUUUCUGUCUCCAAACACAGAGCUUCCUCUGUGGGCCUCUUUGCUACACAAUAGAAGAUGGAGCUCAUGACUGGCCUAGGGUUACCCAGAGGGAGGAGAUGGCACUGGCUCUGCAGAGCUACAUCAAAGGCCAGCGGCCAGGGCCCCGGGAUUGAUUUCUGUAUGCGAAGCUGCUAGGCCUGCUGGCUGAGCUCUGGAGCAUUAACAAUGCGUACGGACCCCAAAUCCAGCACAUCCAGGGGCUGUCUGCCAUGAUGCCUCUGCUCCAGGAGAUCUGCAGCUGA